Dreissena polymorpha is the source of this 4030-nucleotide messenger RNA. Its product is annotated as FGFR1 oncogene partner 2 homolog. Lineage: Eukaryota; Metazoa; Mollusca; Bivalvia; Myida; Dreissenidae. The transcript has 4 exons. The record is from RefSeq and is a predicted model, not a curated record. The coding region runs from base 161 to 874 and encodes 237 amino acids.
AAGAGCCUGCUAGCAAAGUUGAACAUAACCCUUAAAUGUUUGCGAAUUACAUGAAAUGGACUUUUGUUAAAUACAGAAAAUAGGGAAAUAGAAAACGAACAUUACUGUACAUUGUAUUUCGACACGUUAUUAAUGGUUUCAUGCCUACACAUCCUGACUGAUGGCCUAUUCAGUUGAGAAGCUGUUGUCGGAUGCUGCCACGCUCGUGAGCCGACUGAAGGAACAUGACACGAUUGCCGACAUCCUCAUCUCACAGACCAGUAACCUCCACAAACGCAUGGAGGCCAUGAGAGAAUACCAGGACGAUAUCACGGAGCUUAACGAGAUAGCGAAGCAUCGACCCAGGUCGCACCUGGUGAUAGGAAUUGCGCAGGAGAACCGGCAGAUUCGGGAGCUGCAGCAGGAGAAUCGAGAACUCCAGAUUGCUCUAGAGGAACACCAGUCAGCGCUGGAGCUAAUCAUGAAGAAGUACCGGGAACAGGUCGUCACGCUAAUAGAGACAAGGAACUGUGAACAGGCACUGGCGGGAAAUAAUGACCAGUCCAAGGAAAUGGAAAAGUUGAUCAACAAAAUCUGUGAAAUGGCCAACAUCAUGCAGAAGUCCGUCACAGUUGACGAAGACGCAUCUGCAGCAGAUAAAGAACGUCUCACACAGCUGGAAAUAGAGAACAGAGGACUGAGGGAAUUGUUGGAAAUAUGCUCCACGGGGCGAUUCAGAAUCAGGGAGGAUCAACCCCUUUCUACAGACAACAGGGGCUGUAAGACAGGGGCAGAGGCAGGGGGAACAACUGGGUCUGAUGAGAAGCAAGAAAUAGAGACAGAUGAGAAGUCAGGGGAAAGAACCCCAAGAAAUGAAGACAUGGUGGGAACUUGAAUAGGUUUAAACUUUAGGAUGCUGUAACAUUUGUAUUUAUUAUAGUGGAAUUAAGAUAUUGUUCUCCAUUUAAGAGUUAUUUAUUUGCUCAAAAAAACAUAAAAGAGAAGAUUUUUUUUUUUAACGCUUUAGAGAUUAUUAAGUUGUAAUGAUAAACGGUAUUAUAAUCAAAGUCCUACUGGCUAGUAAAAAACACAAAAUAAUAAAGCGAAAAGAAAUUCCUUUUUAUCUGUUUACAUGGCAUAUUAUAUAAGGACAGACCUUAUUAUAAACUGUAUUUUCUAUGAUUUUGUGUUUGACUUGUUUAUUAUUUAAGAAAUCGCUGUGAAUGCCAUGUUCUGUCAGUAUCUGAAGUAUAGGAUUUUUUCAGUGUUAGUAAAAUACUAUAAACAUCAAAAAAUAAUUUGGAAAAUAUAUGUUGAAAAAAUGUCAAUGAUGUUAUCCGUAGGUAUUUUUCAAGACAUAUUAUAUUUGCACAUUGUAGUGCGAAGAUUAUUUGAUUGUUAAAUGUUUGUGCUACUGUUCAGUGAAGUCUUAUAGGUAACAUGAAUGGAAGUUUAAGUCAUCUAAAAUUUACCAUGUAACAAAUAUUCAUUUGAAAGUAUAACAUGUUUUUUUCCCAUACUGUUAAAUGAAAAGCAAGAGGAAUUAUUGAAUCUCCAAUUAAUUUCAAUUUUUUUAGUUCCAUUUUCCAAAAUUUAUUUUAAGCCAACUUAUUAUUCUUUCUUGUUUUAUUAAGAAAGGUAUAUUUUUGUUGUUCAAAGUUUGUAUGACGAUUGUCAUAUGCUAUUUAAAUUAUUUCCUUUCUUUCUAAAAAUGGUUUUUUGCCACUGUUUUUAUUUUUCAUCAAUGACAUGCACUGCUAUUUUUCAUAAUAAAGUAAUUACAUUGCAGUUUUUUGCUUUUCUAAACAAAAAUCUUUUAACGAUAACUGAAAUUGGUUCAUAUGGCUUAAAUACAAUAUAUAAGAGCUAGCCUCUGUGAAAAGUGGGUGUAAUGCGUGCGUGUAAGGUGUCGUCUGAGAUUAGCCUCUGCAGUCCGCACAGGCUAAUAAGGGACAACGCUUUCCGCUUUUAUGAUAUUUUCUGUUUAAAGAAAGUCUCUUCUUAGCAAAAAUCCAAUUAAGUCGUAAAGUGUCGUCCCUAAUUAACAAGAGCUGCACUAAUUGAUUGUCAUAUAUAUCCUUGCAGUCAUGCAUUGUUAUUUUCCCCCAACAAAGGCAGAGGGAUAAAGGUUUGGUGUUUUCGUUCCGUCUAUCUGUGUGUAACAAACCUUUAGGGCUAAAACUCAUAAACUAUGUUAGAUUUCAACAUGAAAUUUCAUGGGUGUAUAGAUACACAUGUAUGAAUUCGUAAAAUGUCAUGCACAAGAACCAUAACCCUACAGUUUUUUAGCUCACCUGAACCCAACGUGCUCAUGGUGAGCUUUUGUGAUUGCCUUUUGUCCGUCUAGCCGCGUAAACAUUUGCCUUGUUUACACACUAGAGUCGACAUUUCUUGUCCGAUCUUUAUGAAAGUUGAUCAGAAAAUUUGUCCCAAUAAUAUCUUGGACGAGUUUAAACAAUGUUCCGGCUGGUUAAAAACAUGGUCACCAAGGGGCAGGGCAUUUUUUCCUAAUAUGGCUAUAGUAAAACCUUGUUAUCACUCUAGAGGCAAUACUUAUUGUCCGAUCUUCUUGAAACUUUGUCAAAACAUAUCCAUAUCUUGGAUACAGUUGAUUUCAAAACAUGGCAGCCAGGGGCGGGUCAUUUUUCCUUAUAUGGCUUUAGUAAAAAAUUGUGAACACUCUAGAGGCCAUAUUUAUUGUCCGAUCUUCAUGAAACUUGCUCAGAUUAUUUGUCUCAAUGAUAUCUUGGAUGAGUUUAAAAAUGGUUCCAGUUUGUUGAAAAACAUGGUCGCCAGGGGGAUGGGGCUCUUUUCCUAAAUGGCUAUAUUAAAACCUUGUUAAUUCUCUUUAAGUCACAUUUAUAGUUCACUCUCCAUGAAACUUGGGCAGAACAUUUUGUUCUAAUGAUAUCUUGGGCUGCACAGAGAACAGAUAAGUUCCUUGGUAUCUCAGGUGAGCAACUUUGGUCCUUUAAGACAAUCUUUUUUUAAUGAGAGUUAUUGCCCUUUGUUGUUUUCUGUAUGAUGUCUGUAUAUUACACAUUUUUUGGGGCAUUAUCUCAUAGGUUAUGUAAGAUUUCUUUAUGAACCUCAUAUGUGUAUAGACACUCAUGAGGAGAAGUGCCAUGCUCAACAACUAGUAUUAAACACUAGAAUAAGACUUAUUGCUUUGUGUUGUUGUUGUUAUGUAACUUCUCUGGGCUUUAUAUCAGAAACUAUGUAAGAUAUCAACAUGAAACUUAAUAGGUGUAUAGAUAUCAAUGAGAAGUACCAUGCACAAGAACCAUAGACCUACACUUUCUUACAUAAGAGUAUUUUGUCCUAUUUUAUGAUGUAAGUGUUCAGGGCUAUAUCUCAUGAAAAGUGCAUGGAUGUAUAGAUAACAAAUAAGAAGAACUGCCAUUCACCUUUUUCUUGUGUUGUGUUUGUAAGAUCUUAAGGGAUAUAUAUCAGAUUAAAUACAAUAUUUCAAUGUGAAGCUUCAUGCGUGUAUAGAUAUCAAUGAGAAGCAUUGUCCUGUUCAUCCAUCUCCACCAAUCAAUAUACAAAAUGUAUUUUGUAGGGAUAUCAUUUGAAUGAAUUUGCUUGUUUUUAUUAUAAUAUCCCUCCAUGAUGGAGUAAAGAGGGGGGGGGGUAUUUAAAAUGCCAAUAACGUCAGUCUCGUCCUCAGUCCUUAGACACAAACUUAGAUAACUGCAUGCAGUUUUCUCAUAUUUUAAAAACAACAAUCAAACUUGCACGUAUAAUGGCAUGAAAAUGUGCUAUUUUUUCCAUAUCUCUAAAGUUACAAUAGUAAAGCUCAUUUUUCAACUUCCAUGUUUUAUUACAUAAAGCUGCAUGAUGGCACAAGCGACAUCAGGGGAUAUUCUUCUUCACUUGUAUGACAAUGUCUAUUUGAAACUUAAGUUACCAUAUGUCAUUUAACAAUAUUCAAGUAUUAGACACUAGAUAAUUGCACUAAAAUUGUUUGUACUUAAAGAGAUAUUCUGUUCCUUAAUUAUCGAGACUGUAUUGCAUUGUUAUUUGUUUGGGCAUUAAACAUGUAAACAAG